This is a messenger RNA of Phymastichus coffea, 4573 nucleotides long. RefSeq names its product raf homolog serine/threonine-protein kinase Raf (gene Raf). The transcript is spliced from 3 exons. The record is from RefSeq and is a predicted model, not a curated record. Gene Ontology annotation, biological process: protein phosphorylation; signal transduction. The coding region runs from base 231 to 2567 and encodes 778 amino acids. NCBI's taxonomy places the organism in Eukaryota, Metazoa, Arthropoda, Insecta, Hymenoptera, Eulophidae. Gene Ontology annotation, molecular function: ATP binding; protein kinase activity.
AGAGAUCGAGGCUCGAGACGGACGUCUUGCCAGCGUUAUUACACACAAAUACACUCUCACAUCACACACGCAUAUAUACCUAUACACUCGUAGCUACACAGACACACAGGACACAUGCCGCACUGCAGGAGCGUCAUCCUCGCUGUGCUGUGCUCCGCUGCCGCAAGCUAAAGUAUUACUCGGAAUAGCUGGAUCACAAUGAGCAAAACCUCGACUCUCGGACUACGACGAUGGCCGUGAUUGGCGAAUCCAGGUUUUAUCCACAUAUUCCAAAGAAAGAAGGUUUUGAGCAGUAUAUUCGACGAAACAAAGGGAAAAUAGACUCACCUUCUGGUCGUCGAUAUAGGAGAAGAAGAGUCCGUGCUGCCCAAGAGAACAUCAUGUGUUCCCGUGGAGGCGAUCAGCUUGAUCUUAGUGAUUCUGAGGAUGCUUAUCUGGAUACAGAUCCACUGAGGGCUGAGCUACGAAAUAUCCAAAGUGUAAUCCAUGUAACCCGUCAAAACAUCGACGCCUUAAAUGCCCGUUUCGCCGACUUUCAAGAUCCACCAACGAUCUACUUAUUGGAAUACCAAGAGCUCACGUCGAAGCUACACGAGCUGGAGACCAAAGAACAAAAGUUGACGGAACUCCUAGCGUCGAUGGCCGAAGUCACAUCGGGGCCAAGCAACGAAUCGUUUACUUCGGAGUCGCAGUCGAGCGCGACUAGUGGAUCUCGACAAGUGCAGCAGCAGCCUCAUCGAAUUAGUUCCCGCACACCGCUGAAAUCCUUGCUACGCGCUCACUUGCCAAAUCAGCAACGUACUAGCGUACAAGUAAAGGAAGGACUAUCUCUGCGAGACGCUCUAGCCAAAGCUAUGAAAUUACGCAAUCUGACGACCGAAAUGUGCGUAGUAUACAUCCUCGACGGUGAAGAUGUGAAGCAUCCGAUUCCAUGGGACACGGAUAUUUCGUCACUAGAAUGCGAUGAGAUAUCUGUGGAGAUACUGGACAAGUUCCCGAUUACCACCUCGAUAUCACAUAACUUCGUUCGCAAAACCUUCUUCUCACUAGCGUUCUGCGAGUGCUGCCACAAGCUGCUCUUUCAGGGCUUCUACUGUCGCACGUGCAAUUAUCGCUUUCAUCAGCGCUGCGCCAAUGGCGUGCCGGCGCUUUGUCAUCAGGUACGCAUGCAAGACGCUUACUAUCAAGCACUGCUGGCGCAUAAUCCGGAGACGAGCGCGGGAAUACUGCAACUGCCCGCGGGCUAUAUUCGCCGUAUACCAACAACGCUCGAGGCAUCUUCGAGGAAUGCCAGACAGCAGAGAACUUUGGGUCAGCAGGAUCGUUCGAGUUCGGCACCCAACGUCUGCUUCAACAUGAUCAAGCCCAUGGGAGGCGUUGAGACAAGCAUCAAUCUUGAAGACUACUCGCGCUCACAGAGCCUUGGCAGAGGAGUCAUUGGCACUCAACAGUCUCCAGUGUCGCCCAGCAGCAGUCCUACCAAGCAUAGUCAGUCGACGCAGGCCAGUCCGACAAAUACGUUGAGGCCGAAACGUCCGAGGGCACGUUCAGCUGACGAGAGCUCCAAGAAUCUACUGGCGCCAAGGGAAUCAAUCGAGGAUUGGGAAAUACCGGCGGACGAAAUUCUUGUGGGGCCAAGGAUCGGCUCAGGAUCCUUUGGAACAGUAUAUAAGGCGCACUGGCAUGGUCCCGUCGCAGUAAAAACGCUCAACGUCAAGAUACCCACCUCAGCACAGCUGCAGGCCUUCAAGAAUGAGGUGGCGGUACUGCGCAAGACUCGACACGUUAAUAUUUUGCUGUUUAUGGGGUGCGUGAGCAAACCUCAACUAGCGAUCGUCACCCAGUGGUGCGAGGGCUCUUCACUGUACAAACACUUGCAUGUGUUCGAGUCUAAGUUCCAGUUACUGACACUCAUCGAGAUUGGCAGGCAGACGGCGCAAGGUAUGGAUUACCUUCAUGCAAAGAAUAUUAUUCACAGGGACUUGAAAAGCAACAACAUAUUCUUGCACGAUGAUCUCACCGUCAAGAUUGGCGAUUUUGGUCUGGCCACAGCUAAGACUAGGUGGUCAGGCUCAGUACAAUUUCAUCAACCAACGGGCUCGAUACUAUGGAUGGCUCCGGAGGUCAUUAGGAUGCAGGAGGAGAAUCCCUACAGCUUUCAAUCCGACGUUUACGCCUUUGGUGUAGUGCUAUUCGAGUUGCUCUCUGGUCAACUGCCUUACUCACACAUCAACAAUAAGGACCAGAUUUUAUUUAUGGUGGGCCGGGGAUAUCUGCGCCCUGAUCUGCACAAAUUAAGAUCGGAAACGCCAAAAGCACUCAAAAGACUAACUGAGGAUUGCAUUAAGUUCUCACGGGACGACCGACCGAUAUUCCGUCAAAUUUUGGCAAGUUUGGAGAACCUUCUGAGGAGUCUACCGAAGAUCACGAGAUCAACAUCCGAGCCCAAUUUAAACAGGACUCAGCUGCAGAGCGACGACUUUAUGUACACGUGCGCUUCGCCAAAGACGCCAGUGAAUUUUCAAUUCGGCGCGUUUCCCUUCUACCCGAGUGGCGGCAACAUUUGAAGGCGCGCCAGUGAUGCCGCAACCAAGUUCGCGGCCGAGGACAAAUUACUCGACACCUUCCUUAGGCUUUACCUUGCCCGCUAUGAUCAUUGCGGUAGGGAAGCUUAAAAUUGCUUAUCCCUCGCGCGCGUGCGCACACACACGCACAUGCACGCACACACGCGCGCGCGCGCGCGCGUACACACACACAGGCGCGCACACAGACUUUACGCAUGUGCGUUCAUUAUCAUUACCUGCGUUUACACUUGACACUAAUGACAUCGUUAAGGUUUGCUCUACAUUUUUUUUCCUUUUUUUUUGUUUUUCUUACGUAACUUACGUAUAUUUGUUUUAUAAAGAGUGUUCGUGUGAUUACUGAUAGCGUGAGUGAUACAAUGUGUACGUGCAUUAUAAGGAAAAUUUCUUUUUCUUCAAUAAUUGUUCAUUCGACUUUUACGGAUCGAGAAAACAUACAUGAGUUUAAUGUUGUUAUCGAUUUAAGGUAAAUGAGGCAGAUGACGAGACGCUCGAUUCCGAGUCCUGAUAACCGCUAUUGUUCAUGUAAAUAUAUGUAUACAAAAUUUCUCUGUGUGUAAACACAUUGCUGUAAUACUUUUACAAUUACACGAGAAAACACUUCAACAAGACAAUUUAUGAGAGAUGAAAUAAUGAUCUAAAUAAAGUUUUUUUUUUAAGAUUCGUCGCUGCUCAAUUCUUUAUAAAGAUUUUAAAUGCGAUUCGUAAUACGGUGAGGGACUUGUCUAUAUUUUUUCUGUUACUUAUUGUCAUUCUGUAUUAUAGUACUAUAAUGCCUAAAAAAAUUGUUUUUCUCUUAAUCAGAGAACAAAAUAUGUUACUGUUAUAAAUAUUGUAGAUGAUGUAAAUGAUUUUCUUAUGUCUCGCAUUUAACAAAAACAAAUAAUUUUCGUCGACUCUUGAUGCUGCAUACGCGUAAUUUUUUCCUCUACGUGCAAUACCAUUCUAAACUAAUGUUGAGUGUGAUUUUGAGUAGUUGAAAAAAAUCAUCAAAAAAUUAACGAUAAAAAUAAUUUCAAAAUUCUUAAUCAGGGAAUAGAAUCGAACUUAACAAUCAUACUACAAUCGAGAUCAUUAAAAUUGUUAAAAAAAAUCAUGCGUGCAAAAAUACUUUGUUGCAGCCACGUCCAAUACACAAUCAGUAAAACGAAAGAAAAACUAUGAUAAAUAGCUAUCCAUUCGUUUAUUUCUUUUUUGCGACAUCCUUGAAAAGGAUAUAAAAAUUGAAAAUAAUUCAACUAGGAUUAGUUAUUGUAAGUAAAGAAAAAAAAGAAGACAAGCACGGCAUUUAAAGUCGCGGCGGCAUAACGAGUCAAAUCGUCCAUGGAAAACAGUGUAAUUCCUAAAUAGGGAGGGAGAUGGUCGACUAAUGAGACUUUUGUACCUUACGAACCUACUUUCUCGGUUCUCGUCUCGAGUAUUAAAGGAACAAAAAAAACUCUUACCUGUACGAUUAUAUGCGCGAGAUAGAUAGAGAAAGAGAAAAAAUAGAUUUACGACUGUGGGCGUGAUUACAUGCGAUAUUAUACAUAUAACGUUCUUACUAUUUUCAUUCUCCUUAAUUAUCUAUGUUCUUUUUUCUUCUCCGUUUUAUAUAGUGGAGAGCAAAAGACAGGGAUAAUGUACUUCACAAAGUUCCACGUCAAAUAUUGUUGCCAACUCUAUUUGUAAUACGUGUUAAAUAAGAACUGCUGGUUCACGUUUUCUUUUCUUUGGAUUUUUUUUAUUUGUAUAAAACCUGCGUUACAUACGUGUAUGUAUAUAUACUUUUCUUUUUCUAUUAAAGUGUUCGAUCCGUAAAUUUGCAAUAAUGAUUACCAUUUACUUAUAUACCUAUUGUUUGCACAAUGAAAUUACUUGAAUAUUUCGUGUCUCUUGGGAAGAAAGAAAUAACAACGUUAUACUGUAAAUGCAUAAUGGAUUUGUGAUCUUUCUUGUGACAAUUGUAUAUAAUUAUUGAGAUAUUGUAAGAUUCAAUAAACAUUCAAAUU